Molecule: messenger RNA, 1569 nt
Organism: Lotus japonicus
Lineage: Eukaryota; Viridiplantae; Streptophyta; Magnoliopsida; Fabales; Fabaceae
Exons: 4
Coding region: 1-1569 (522 amino acids)
Molecular function (GO): zinc ion binding
Source: RefSeq, a predicted model, not a curated record
AUGAGAUUAAAAUUAUUGGGUGAGGAAGCUAAAAAUAAGUGGGGUGUGAGACUGAGUAGGUUUCAGUUAUCUAGAGCUAGAGUCAAGGCACAGAAGAUGAUUGAAGGGGGAACCUUAGAGCAAUACAAGCAUCUCAGAAGUUAUGGUGAAGAAUUGAGAAGAAGUAAUCCAGGGAGCACAGUGGUGAUCAAAACCAUGGCAGGGGCUGGUGUAGCUGUAUUUGAGAGGAUAUAUGUAUGUCUAGCUGCAUGUAAAAGAGCUUUUGCCACCACAAGUAGACCUCUAAUUGGUUUAGAUGGGUGUUUUCUCAAAGGUUUUUAUGGUGGGCAACUCUUAACUGCAGUUCGAAAGGAUGGUAACAAUCAGAUGUAUCUUAUAGCUUAUGCAGUUGUGGAGGCAGAGACAAAAGACUCUUGGGAUUGGUUUCUAGAUUUGUUACUAUUUGACUUAAACAGUAUUCAGAACAAGAGAUGGUGCUUCAUCUCUGAUCAACAGAAGGGACUUGUUCCUACACUGGUAGCCAUGGAUGAGAAUGUUGAUAACAGAUUCUGUGUUAAACAUCUGUAUGCAAACUUCAGGAAGAAAUACCCGGGGGAUGAAAUGAAAGGAGCAUUGUGGAAUGCUGCAAGGGCAUGUACUGUGUCAUGGUGGGAAAAGGCCAUGCUCAAAAUCAAAGAAUUGAAUGAGGAUGCUUGGAAUGACUUGAAGCAGGUCCCUAUGAAACAAUGGAGCAGAGCUGGCUAUAGCACAUACCCUGUAUGUGACUUGCAGGUUAAUAACAUGUGCGAAGCCUUCAACAAAGCAAUCCUAGAGUAUAGGGAUAAACUUAUAAUCAACUUACUUGAAGGAUUGAAAAUCUAUCUCAUAAAUAGGAUUGUGAAGCAAAGGGAUGUGGUUCUUAGGUACCAGGGAGAGCUAUGUCCAGCCAUUCAGAAGAAGUUAGAGGUGUCUAAGAGAGACUCUACUGCCUGGCUUCCAGUGAAUGUUGGUGAUCAAAACAAUGCUCUGUUUGAGGUGACAAAUGGCACAUGGAAGUAUGCUGUGAACUUGGCUGCAAAGACUUGUGCAUGCAGAAGGUGGGACCUAACUGGCAUCCCUUGCUGCCAUGUUGUUGCUUGCUCAUGGAAAAGUACAUUUUUGAGGACUUAUGAGAAUAUCAUUUUGCCAUGCAAUGGUCCUGACUUGUGGCCUAGCCCAGGGGACAAUGUCUUGCCAAUUGUACCACUAGAAAUGAGAAGGGCACCAGGAAGGCCAAAGAAAAAAAGGGUCAAGGCAGCUGAUGAGCCAAGAGAUCCACAUAAGCUCAGUAGAAUUCAAUGCACAGUAUUCUGUGGAAACUGUAGAAGGUCAGGCCACAACAUCAGAUCAUGCAGAGCUAAAACAGCUGCUGACAUUGUUAUUCCACCAGGAUGGAAUAAGAAAAAUAAGAAGAAAAGUAAGGGGGCAAGUGGCAGUGGAACUCAAGGAGCAAAUGAAGGAGGAUCUGAGCCACCUACUCAGGGUUCUGUGUUUAAUGAUGGUGUAUUGAGUCAGCAAAGAUCAUCACAAGCAGGAAGUGCCAAUAACUGA